AUGGCCGCCAGCUUCGACCCAACACAUGUCGAUCUGACAGACCCUGAUUUUGAUCUCAGGCAAAUCAUCUGCUACGUCAACGCCGGCGAUAUCGAGUACAAUGGCCACAUGGGUGCCCGCAUCUCCUCCAUCUUUGUCAUUCUCCUUGUCUCGACAGCUUUUACGUUGUUUCCCGUCCUCGCCAAGCAGUUCCCUGGCCUACGGAUGCCGCUCUCGGUAUACCUGUUUGCGCGGUACUUCGGAGCCGGUGUCAUCAUAGCCACGGCUUUUAUCCACCUUCUCGACCCCGCUUAUGAGGAGAUUGGUCCAGCCUCGUGCGUAGGUAUGACAGGAGCAUGGUCGGACUUCUCGUGGUGUCCAGCACUGGUCUUGACAGCGAUCAUGGCAAUCUUCUUGGUAGAUCUGGGAGCCAAAUGCUACGUUGAGAUGAAGUAUGGGGUAAGCGAUCAUCAGAGCAUCGAGCAGCUCGUCACCACGGAGCAGCGAGGAGCCGGGCGGCCCGGGACGACGAGCUCUUCAGAAUAUGGCAGACAUAACAAGAACGACAUCGAACAGCCUUCUCCGAACGACACGGAUAGUGAAGAGGCGAGCAAAGGAGUGCAGAGAAUCGCAUUUCAGCAACAGUUUGCCGCUUUCCUAAUUCUUGAAUUCGGCAUCAUCUUCCACUCCGUCAUCAUCGGGCUGAACCUCGGCGUUGCUGGUGAUGAGUUCUCCACACUCUAUGCCGUCCUGGUAUUUCACCAAUCUUUCGAAGGCCUGGGAAUCGGCGCCCGGCUCUCCGCCAUCCCCUUUCCCAGGCGCUAUCGGUGGAUGCCCUCUGUGCUGUGCGUAGCCUAUGGACUCACAACCCCGAUUGCGAUUGCGGCGGGGCUAGGCGUUAGAACGACGUACAACCCAGGGAGCUUCACUGCCAACGUGGUUUCCGGGGUGCUGGAUUCGAUAUCAGCAGGGAUUUUAAUCUACACGGGGCUAGUGGAGCUGCUUGCACGCGAUUUCCUAUUCAAUCCGAGGGACGCGAGGGAAGGGAAGUUACUAACGUUCAAGGUUGUGUGUCUUCUGCUCGGGACUGGAAUCAUGGCGCUGCUGGGGAAAUGGGCUUGA
Didymosphaeria variabile is the source of this 1101-nucleotide messenger RNA. RefSeq lists its product as uncharacterized. The record is from RefSeq and is a predicted model, not a curated record. Gene Ontology annotation, cellular component: plasma membrane. Gene Ontology annotation, biological process: zinc ion import across plasma membrane. The transcript has a single exon. Bases 1 to 1101 code for a protein of 366 amino acids. Lineage: Eukaryota; Fungi; Ascomycota; Dothideomycetes; Pleosporales; Didymosphaeriaceae. Gene Ontology annotation, molecular function: high-affinity zinc transmembrane transporter activity.